AUGGCCAACAGAAACAACUACGAGAAGUGGCCUGCCCAGCCGGUUUCCACCCCGUUCCUGCUCAGCGACGGUCGCCGCACAAUACGUGACGCUAACCCUGACCCGGACGCCUCCGUUCCCCCGGCCGUCCGCGGAGCCACCGCACGGUCACCGGGCUCCGCGGACGGCGCCGCGGGCCACGACGACCCAGGAGCAGCGCCGGUGCCUGCCCCACGCUCCGCCUUCCCCGCGCCUCCAAGUCGGCGCAGCCCCCGUCCCGACGCAUCCCGGGACCGCUCCGCCGGACGGAGCCCCGAGGGCACAGCCAGGCAGCCGCCCCUCGCCCGCGGGCCUCGGGGAGCGAGACCGGAGGCCUCCAACGGGAAACGGCCUCCCCGAGCUCACGCCCGCCCGCGGCCAGGUCCCAGGGCCGCUCCCGCCGCCGCCGCCCAGACCUUCGGAACGACGCGUCUCCCCGGCGGCCGCGGCACCCCGGGAGCAGCAAGCGUGCGGCCCGGCGCCCGGACGAGUCCCGCGGCCGGAGGACGACCCGGGGCCCCCGGCGUCGGGACACGCUCCCCCCGCCCCGGCCGGGAAGCCCCGCUUCCCGCGCAGCAUCGCCUCAGCGGGCCGAGCCGCACCCGCGCUCCGGUCCCCGCAGGCCUCGGCCCCGCGGCACCUUCCGCCCUUUCCAUUCCGAGGACGGCGGCGGCCUCCGCGGGGAGAACGAACACCCCGAGGCCUUCCCGGGACUGCGUCGGCUCACGGACAGCGAGGCCAGGCCGCGGCGCACGGCCGCAGCGGGACGACGCGGGACCCGAGCGGCGGCCCACACGCACGGGCGCCGGCAAGCGGGCGCCACCCGCUCCGCGCACGGAGCCCCGAAGGGCCCAGCGGCCCAGCCUGAAGACGGAGCGGGGCGGCCUCCCCGCUGCGUCGCCGCUCGUUCCCGGAGCCGUCGGGGUCGGGAGCGCUUCCCUCGGCGCGGCCGGACGCGAGCCCUGCGAGCCCCGCGAGCCCUGCGACCCGCGACUCAGCCCCGCUCGGCGCCCAGGUACCUCCGCGUGCGGGGGGGGGGGGAACCGGUCACGUCACUUCCGUAGGCGGGGCGGGCCGCUCGACGCGCGGGCGUCCUUCCGGCAAAGCGGCGCCCGGCGAUCAGCAACCGGAUUGGGCCGCGCCGGAGGGCGCGGGACGCAAACCCGCUUCCCAUCAGCCCCCGCCGGCCCGUCCGGCGGCCGCGCGCACGCCCGCGCGCCCGCUGCCCGCGCCCGCGCCUGCGCCUGCGCCGCGCAGCCAUUGGGGAGGCCGCCGUGCCGCCGGGCCUCGCGGAGCAGCCGGGGACCGCGAGCGCGGCUCCCGCCGUCCUUCCCGAGUGUGGACGCCGCCGCGGCCCACCGUUGUAACAAAUGUACUAAUACAGGAUGUUAAUAACGGGAAAAA
Molecule: messenger RNA, 1422 nt
Organism: Mustela erminea (ermine)
Lineage: Eukaryota; Metazoa; Chordata; Mammalia; Carnivora; Mustelidae
Product: translation initiation factor IF-2-like
Exons: 5
Coding region: 1-1410 (469 amino acids)
Source: RefSeq, a predicted model, not a curated record